GUACAUAUACUUCAUCUAGCACCAGGUUGUGGGUGUUGGCAUCCUCUAUGUCUUGCUGGGCCAAAAGCUGGUCGAUGUAGGACAAGUGCUACCACAACCACUAUCACAACCACAGAGGUCACCGAAGCAGAGCCAACAACUCAUGCAGCUGCAACCACACAAGGUCUUUUUGUCAGGCCAUCUGCUCCAAGCCCAUCUGCAGCAAGCGAACUCAACAAGCCAGGCCAUGCUCAGAGCUCUGAGGGAGUGACUCACGUGACUGCUUCAGUGAUGGGUGUGGGAGCUUUGGUGGUGAAGGGCAUUGAUCUCAACCUUGUUCCCAGCAGUAUCAGGUCUGACCUAUCGCAACGCUAUGCAGCCCUCAUAGCAACCAACACUGGAUUGAGCAGAGCUGAUGUGCUGGACGUCAACAACAAGGACGGGCAGGUCACUCUGGAGCCGUGGCAAACAGGUGCACCAAUUGUUCGUAGACUACAGACGACAGAGCCUGGCUUCAAGGCAGUCUUCAAACUCUCGGACAAAGGUGAAGAAUCCUUUGCUGCAGCACAACAGGCUUUGACCUCCGAAAGAUUCUACAUGGAGGUGCAGGCAGAGACAUCCCAGAUGCUGAAGCAUACCCUAGCAGGUGGGCAAACACCGAAGGUUGAGGCAGUUCUGCGGAAGGCACAGCCGUCAGACUCACAGCCUGCAAAUGCACCGCCGCAGGGCACUAGCCAUGCAAAUGCAGAGCUCUGGCUCUUCAUUUUGGGCUUCAUCUUGGUGGCGCUGAUCAUUGCCGUUCUGAUUUGGCUAUUCAUGGGCGCGUCUGUGAAGAAGGUCUCCUUCACGAAGAAGGCUGAGACUAAGCAAGGCCAAUUCCGGAAGCUCGGGGACGAGGAAGAGCCGGAAUAUGGACAGGUGAGCAAAGCCAAGAAGAAAGAUGCUGCGCAAUCCCCAACCCGGAGGCAGAUUGAAGAGGCCGAAAUGCGGGCAGUGCAAUUAGCCUCCCGCUUGUCAGAGGAAGUCGAUGAAGAUGAUGUGCCUCCACGAUCUUCACAGGGCCUUGUCUCCGGAUCAAUCAUCACGCCCCAGCCGAUUAUGACACCUCAGCCCCAGGCCGAUCUCGGUAUCGGCAACUACGCCACACCUAUGCCAGCACAAUACAGCUCUGGGCAGUACCAAACGCCAUCUUUGACGCCUGGUUAUCCUGCCAUGCGCAUCCUCCGAUGAAGUUUCUUGCAGCGUGAUUGUGUCGACAUGCUUCACGGGCAGUAAGGAC
This is a messenger RNA of Durusdinium trenchii, 1258 nucleotides long. The record is from the annotation of a GenBank genome assembly. Lineage: Eukaryota; Dinophyceae; Suessiales; Symbiodiniaceae.